AAAGACUUGAAAAGUGGCUAAAGAAUAUGAAACGAGAUUCUUGGGUUCCCAGUAAAUACCAGUUCCUGUGUAGUGACCAUUUUACUCCUGACUCUCUUGACAUCAGAUGGGGGAAAAGACCCUUCUAAAAAAAAAUCCCAGAAGAAAAAAAUGGGAGAUGAGAAAGAAGUGUCCUUAAAAGCCAUGUCUGAAGAAUCAUCUACGUCAGAUGAAAUAAAGAAAAAUACAGUUAACAUAGGUGUACUCCCUGAACACACAGAAUUGCUUGAUUCAUCUGCCAUGGUGAAGCCACCAAGUCCAAAAAUAGAAAGCAUAAAAAAUAACAUAUUAACUCUUAAUCUAGUUAAACAAGAUACCGGAGAAACAGGUUCUAACUUGGAAACAUCAGUUCACCAAGGUUUAGGUAUAGGUGGUUUUCAUACAUCUUUUGAAAAUCUAAAUUCUACAACAAUUACUUUGACAACUUCAAAUUCAGAAAAUAUUCAGCAGUCUUUGGAAACCCAAGAAGUACUUGAAAUAACUACCAGUCAUCUUGCUAAUCCAAACUUUACAAAUAAUUCCAUUGAAAUUAAGUCAACACAGGAAAAUCCAUUCUUAUUCAGUACAGUCGAAGAGUUAAACACAAAUAAAGAAUCUGUUAUUGCCAUUUUUGUACCUACAGAAAAUUCUAAACCUGCAAUUAAUUCUUUUAUACCAACUCAAAAAGAAACCAUGGAAAUGGAAGACAUAGACAUUGAAGAUUCCUUGUAUGAGAAUGUAGACCAUGAUGCAGAAGUUUUACAAACUGAGCAUUCUUACUGCAGACAAGACAUAAAUAAGAAACGUCUUUGGCAAAAAGUCUCUAAGCUGCAUUCAAAGAUUACUCUUCUUGAGCUACAGGAGCAACAAACCCUAGGAAGGUUGAAGUCUUUGGAAGCUCUUAUAAGCCAACUAAAGCAGGAAAACUGGCUAGCUGAAGAAAAUGUCAAGAUUAUAGAAAAUCAUUUCACAACAUAUGAAGUCACUAUGAUAUAGAGUAAAAAAAAGUUUUGAAGCUGUAAUUUUUUAUAAGCAUUUUCUAGCUAAACCAAAUUAUAUGUAAAGUGAACUUUUUCCUGUAAAGUUCUUAUCCUAAGCUAUGAAAGUGCUCUAAUGUUAUGAACUGCAUCCCAUUCUUAUAAUGCCAUUGUAAGAGAAAAUCUAGAAAGUGGGGCUAAAGAAACAGUUUUAUUUCUUGAUAAUUUUCCAAAUUACAGUUAAAAUACAGUGAAUAAAUAAUAUUUAAUCAUAAAAUGAGAGAGUAAGUUAUAGUCAAAGCAUCCCAAAAUAGAUUAGUCCUGGCUCUUCCAGAUGAUUUGAGCAAGCUGCUUACCAAGAUUAAGCUUCAGAGGGCUUGGGAUGUAACUCAGUGGUAGAGCCUUUGCCUAGCUUGCCUCAAGCCCUAGGUUCUAUCCCCAGUACUGGGACAAAUUUUCUAUAAGAUAGUAUGUACUUAAAAAAUAGUAGAAUUGAUAUUAACUGUUGGAUUAUUCUCAAUAUUCUGUUUUGUUCAACUAUUUGUGUAUAGUUAUGUAUCUGUAAUAUAAAGGAAAAUGUAAUAUAAAAAAAUAAUAUACUUAUGUACCUAUAACUAUUAUAAUUUUAUUGCAGUUGAACUCAGCUCUUAGGAGAGGUGCUUUAAACUUGAAAGUAUAUAUUUUAGUACUUUAUACGUAGCUGAACAUCAUAGUACAUAGUCAAGUAAGUUUCUUAACAUCUUGUAUUUAUAGUUAUAUUUAUAAACCAAGAACUUUAAUGAGGUUAAUUUUAAAUAUAUACUAGUAUAUUUUAGAAAUCAUGAUUUAUAUCUAUUUCUUAAUAGGUGUAGUUUUUAAAGUGUGUGCUUAUCUCGUUUUUUAAAUCCAAAAUAAUUGUGUAAUACUUAAUAACUGUUCCCUCUAGCAUAUAUUUUAGUAAAAUUUAUAAGGAAGAAAUUAUAGGUAAGUGCUGAUGACCUUGGGAAGAGAAAGUUCUCUUAGAAAGGAAAAGCAAUGGUGAUAUAAAUAAAAAUACUGUUUAUAUUGAUACUGAAUGUAAGAAAAAUAAACAUAAAAGCAAGACAUUGUAACAACAGAAAUGUGAAAAAUAAAUAAGUUCCUUGAAAAUUGGCAAUUAAUAUAAUGGAAUGUUACUGCCUGUGGAACUAAGUUAGUUCCAAUCAGCCUGAUUCUUAGUUUUCUUAUCUGUUAAAUAAAAAAUAUGUUUAUCUAUCUUAAUGGACAGGUUUGAGAAUUCUGUAAGGUAAUAAACAUGUUUUGGGACCUGAAAAAUAGGAGGUGCUCAAUAAAUAUUAGUUGACUCUGAAGCAUAGGUAAUACACUAAUUGUUUUGUAAAUUCAUGUUGAUUUUGAAAUGUUUCACUUAGUUUAUUCAGAAUAAUAAAAUUGACUGGUAUUGUUUGACCAUGUGUCCACUAAUGAUAAAAAUACUAGAGGCAUUUUUAUCUCCUCAUGGGUGGAGGAGAAAAAAUGAAGUAUUCCUAUGUUGCAUUUUUCUAAUACUUAAUUUAAAAUAAGUAAUGCAAAUGAAAAUAACUUUAAUUAGCAGUGUACCUCAUACUAAUUUUCUAUUUGUUCGUUGUUACAGAUUCUUUAAAAAUAAUGUGUGUAUUUAACUGUAUUUCUUUGAACUUAAUAAAUUACCGUAUAAGAUAUUU
Messenger RNA from Castor canadensis (American beaver), 2674 nucleotides. It is a transcript of the gene Thap5, whose product is annotated as THAP domain containing 5. Gene Ontology annotation, cellular component: nucleus. Lineage: Eukaryota; Metazoa; Chordata; Mammalia; Rodentia; Castoridae. The record is from RefSeq and is a predicted model, not a curated record.